Messenger RNA from Symbiodinium pilosum, 1431 nucleotides. The record is from the annotation of a GenBank genome assembly. Lineage: Eukaryota; Dinophyceae; Suessiales; Symbiodiniaceae.
AUGUUAGUGGCCCUCAGCAUCUUCUCGACCUGCGCGCUGGGACUGAGCGUCAGGCUGAUUGUAGAGAUGCUGCGGACCUAUCGAGAAGGCAACGUGGUCGCCUUUCUGAUUGGAGCGGUCAGUGCUGUGCUGAUGCAGUCACCGGCGCAAGCGAUCCUGAUCACAGGGCAGAUGGUUGUCUCCGGUCAAAUUGAUGCCCAGAUUGGCAUCAUCCUCACGAUCGGCACCUCUAUAGGUGCCACAAUCGCGCCCCUUCUGCUAGCCGCGAUGCCGGGCCAACGACCCCACUUGACCCGUGCAGUUUGGGGCAUCGCGGCCUACCAGAUGUUGAAGCUGAUGGCUUGUGGUAGCUGUGCCUUGCUCCUGGUGCCCGCCGAAAUAUUGAGCCACGGUAAGCUGUUGGGCUUUACCUCGGCGCUCGUCGACUCUAUGGCAUCGAUCCAUCUCACAUACAUUGACCCCGCUUCCUGGGCCGUCCGUCCGCUGGCAAAUCGCAUAGUGCGUAUUCAGGAAUGGCGACUCAAAGCCUACAUCUUAGGGCCGCCGGCUGUGCUGCCGGCUACAGGCGUGUCCUGCAUAACUGGUGAUAUGCAUGAGCUUGCUGCAGCUGGAAAGGGCUGCACCUACUCAUGCCUCCCUCCACCGGUUCAAGAUGCAUGGAAGGCACUGAACCCAGGAUACUACAGCCAGCUGAACGUUUGUGCUAAUGCUUUGAAUUCAACAGUUUGUGGCGGAAACCAUUCAUCAUGCUUGCUGUCGAGCACGACUUUCUGGAGGCUCAAUGUGGAGGAUGAAAGAAUGUUGGAAGAAGGGGGCGUGCUGUCAGGCUUCAUCUGCAGUUUGGUCUUCCUAUUCAUAGCAUCGCGUCUUUUUCAGAUGGCAGACUUGCGAAGCAUGGGAAGAUGUCGCUUCGUGCUGCAGAAGGCUCUCACGGUUCCAGGCCCCCUGGCGAGUUUCGGGCUAAUGCUGUUCUCACUGCUGCUGAUGCACCAGAGUGCGUCCGUCGUGUGCGUGCUGACGCCGCUAUGUGGGAUGGGCUACCUGCCCCCGGGGAAGAUGAUGUACCUUUGCAUGGCUGCUGAAGUCGGAAGUGCGCUGGCGCUGAUUGCGGCCGCCACGGCUGAGCUACCAUACUCCAAGGGGAUUAUCCAGCUGGGAUGGGUUUGGCUUCUCUACAGCAUCUACGGCAUGCUUCUAACAGCCCUGCCCUGCGUGCGUCGCGUGGCGCUUCAUGCGGGCCUCAUGUGUGCGGCCGCGGUCAACGAGUACACCUUCGUGUACUUCCUGCUUCUCAUCAGCCUUCCGGCGAUACUGGCAAGUUCCUUUGCCCUGCUGUCCUUAUGGGAUGCUUCUUCGGUCUUCACCAUUUGCAUCCUCCUGGUCGUCCUGCCGCUGGUGAUCUCGGCUGCCGCCUGGUGCUGCGUUCGAUCC